Molecule: messenger RNA, 999 nt
Organism: Scomber japonicus (chub mackerel)
Lineage: Eukaryota; Metazoa; Chordata; Actinopteri; Scombriformes; Scombridae
Product: NADH-cytochrome b5 reductase 3
Exons: 10
Coding region: 59-958 (299 amino acids)
Cellular component (GO): mitochondrion
Molecular function (GO): FAD binding; oxidoreductase activity
Source: RefSeq, a predicted model, not a curated record
AAAAACUCCAGUGUGGCGCAUUAAGAAACACUUUUGCAGUUACUUGAACUGACUAAAAAUGCUGUCCUACAUCAUUGGCCUCAUCCGAGGCGGCUUUGACGGCAUCAUAAACCUCAUCCUCAGCCUUUUCUUCCGAAAAAGGAGACCUGCCAUCACCUUAGAGGACCCCAACAUCAAGUAUGCACUGCGGCUGAUAGACAAACAGAUUGUCAGCCAUGAUACAAGGAAGUUCCGCUUUGCUCUGCCGUCCCCUGAACACAUCCUUGGUCUCCCCAUAGGCCAGCAUAUCUAUCUGUCUGCAAAGAUAGACGGAAAGCUUGUGGUCCGUCCUUACACGCCGACCUCAAGUGAUGAUGACAAAGGCUGUGUGGAUUUGGUGGUGAAGAUUUACUUCAAAGAUGUCAACCCUAAAUUCCCCGAGGGCGGGAAGAUGAGUCAGUACUUGGAGAGCCUCAAGCUCAAUGACGUAAUUGAUUUCAGAGGACCCAGCGGCCUUCUCGUCUACAAAGGCAGAGGAAAAUUCGCCAUUCAACCAGAUAAAAAAUCUGAAGCUGAGAUCAAGACGGCCAAACAUUUGGGCAUGAUUGCUGGAGGGACGGGGAUUACACCCAUGCUGCAGAUCAUCACAGCUAUAAUGAAGGAUCCACAGGACCAGACAGUGUGCUACCUGUUGUUUGCUAACCAGACGGAGAAAGACAUCCUGCUGCGACCGGAGUUGGAAGAGAUUCAGGCCAAUAAUCCAGAUCGGUUCAAUCUGUGGUUCACCCUGGACAGAGCACCUGAUGACUGGGAGUACAGUCAAGGCUUCAUCAAUGAAGACAUGAUUAGGGAUCAUCUUCCACCUCCCAGCGACGACAGCCUCAUCCUCAUGUGCGGACCUCCACCAAUGAUCCAGUUCGCCUGCAACCCUAAUCUGGACAAAGUCGGCCACGCCAACAGCCGCAGGUUUACCUUCUAGACGUCCGUCCUCGCCAGGUGUGACUAUCAAUGGGAGUCCAG